Molecule: messenger RNA, 2344 nt
Organism: Toxotes jaculatrix (banded archerfish)
Lineage: Eukaryota; Metazoa; Chordata; Actinopteri; Toxotidae
Gene: heca
Product: hdc homolog, cell cycle regulator
Exons: 5
Coding region: 257-1948 (563 amino acids)
Source: RefSeq, a predicted model, not a curated record
AGCAGAGCAGGAAUCAAAACAAGAGACGGACACGCCUUCGCUCUUAAAGGUUAUAGCAGCUUAUUCGUUGUAACUGCAGCUGACAGAACUACACAAAAACCUGUCCGACGUCCACGAGGAGACUGAUAACAACACAGAGACACUGCAAAACACACCAGAGCCCACUGCAGAAAUGGAGUCCACAGAAAUGUCAGACAGCGUUGACAGCAGCCGCUGAUAGAGGUCGAAAAUAACACUGACAUCCGAAUCCUGUAAAAUGCCCAACCAGAAGAACAGCAAGGGAAAGAAAAGCAAACGCACUAACAGUAGCGGAGAUGAGCAGGAAAAUGGAGCCUGUGCGGCCGCAACAGGAGGCGCGGCCGCCGCGGCGGCUGCACCCAGAAACGAGCGCUCGAGUGAGGUCCAGUGUGCAACCCCUCUCGGCUGCAGCCUCAGUCGGGCCAUCGACCUGGAGAAGGACGACUACCAGCGGGUGCUCUGCAACAACGAGCUCUGCCCUUAUGGCAACUGGAUGCAUCUGCAGUGUUUCUACGAGUGGGAGAGCUCCAUCCUCGUACAGUUCAACUGCAUCGGCCGUGCGCGCUCCUGGAACGAGAAGCAGUGCCGGCAGAACAUGUGGACCAAGAAGGGCUAUGACCUGGCCUUCAGGUUCUGCUCCUGCCGCUGCGGCCAGGGUCACCUAAAGAAAGACACCGACUGGUAUCAGGUGAAACGCAUGCAGGAUGAGCGCAAGAAGAAGCCGUCUGAGAGGAGCGCGGGCAGGAGUGGGGGCAGUGGAGGGUCUGUAGGAUCUGGGGAUGGACUUUUUGAGGAGCCUAAGAAAAGUAAGCCACCUGGGGGAGCAGGAGCAGGUAAACUGUCCCACAGAGCCUCUAGUCAGGAGUUACCUCGUAGACAAUCAGUGGACCGGCAAAACUCUACAGAGAGAGGAGCAGCAGCAGCAGGGGGAGGACAUGCUGCAGGAAUAUCCUUUCCUCUGGGGCCUCCUCAGAAAUCUCCAUGUGACUCCCCAGGACAGUCUCCUCCUACCGGGUUCUCCUUCUCCCCCACUGCUGCUCUCGGAUCAGGAGGAGGAGGAGGCGCAGUUAUGCGGGGUUCUCGUCAGCUGGGAGAGUUCCUCAAAUCAGCCGUCCACAUGGACCCCCAGAGGAAACACCUUCUGGUCGGGGGAGGCCUCAGCAAGGGAGGUGGGUGCUCGGUGGGAGCCUCCGGCGGUGGAACCGGUGGUCCUCACCUCGACCCCGGGUCUGUUCUACCCCUGCCGCUGUCCUUCGCUCUCCCGCUCCACCACCGUCUCACCUCCGGCAGCGUGGGUGACGGCACCCACCCUCACCCGGUGCAGUUCCUGAGGAGGCUGGACCUCUCGGAGCUCCUCACCCACAUCCCUCGACAUAAACUCAACACCUACCACGUCCGCAUGGAGGACGAUGCCCAGGCAGGGCAGGGGGAAGAGCUGCGCAGGUUUAUCCUGUCAGCUCUCAGUGCGAGCCAGAGGAACGUGGUGAACUGUGCACUGUGCCACCGGGCGCUGCCUGUGUUUGAACAGUUUCCUCUGGUGGACGGGACUCUGUUCCUCAGCCCCUCACGCCACGACGAGAUUGAGUACGACGUCCCCUGUCACCUCCAAGGCAGGUUAAUGCACCUGUACGCCAUCUGUGUGGACUGUCUAGAAGGCGUCCACAAGAUUGUCUGCAUCAAGUGCAAGUCACGCUGGGACGGGAGCUGGCACCAACUGGGCACCAUGUACACCUACGACAUACUGGCUGCUUCACCGUGUUGCCAGGCUCGUCUCAACUGUAAGCACUGCGGGAAGCCAGUGGUGGAUGUUCGAGUCGGUAUGCAGUAUUUCUCCGAGUACAGCAACGUCCAGCAGUGCCCUCACUGCGGCAACCUGGACUAUCACUUUGUUAAACCCUUCUCCUCCUACAAAGUACUCGAGGCUUAUUGACAAAUGUUGUUCAUGCAUGCUAGUUAAGCUGCUUCUGUUCUCAUUGUUUUUUUCGUUUUUUUAAACACAAUCUAGGAAAGAUUUUAUUUUUUGGGCCUUAAGGUGAUUUUAUGUUUUUACGUUCUCUCUUUAUCUUGGUUUCUUUUUUAUGUAUAGGAAAAGUAUGAUUCUAGUUUUAAAGAAAAAAAAAGUAAGUAUAUAAAAGUUCCAGGACAGUAUCUCUGAAGAUAGAGAAAGGUGUUGAUAAAGUGUGGAACUGACAUUUCAGUCAAGCAAACACAUUUAUCUGUGACAAGUGAAUGUAUCUGUACGCCAAAUUUGCUUUUAUUUUUUAUUUUUUACCAAAAGCAUAAAGACGAAUCUUGAAUAAAGCAGAGAAAGAUACACACUGGUGCU